AUGACCCAGCGGCCACAGCAGCAGCAGCCGCUACACCGCAACGGCAUCGGCGUGCCCUCCUCCGAUGUCGGCUUCUGGAGCGGCCUGAUCGAGGGCGCUUUCGCCCUCACCCAGACGGUGUUUAUGCCUGUGUGGGGCAAGAUCGCGGACAGGUAUGGAAGGAAAUGGGUACUGGUGCUCAGCUUGGUUGGGGUGGUGGUCGCGAGCGUGCUGUUUGGCCUGGCGAGGAAUGUGGGGGAGAUGAUCGCCAUCCGGUGCUUCGAGGGCAUCUUUGCGGGAACCUUAGUCACAGUGCGCACGAUGGUGACCGAGAACAGCACCUCCAAAACGCAGGCCCGUGCGUUCAGCUUCUUCGACUUUACGGGGAACCUCGGCAUCUUCGUCGGCUCGCUCCUCGGUGGCGUGCUUGCUGAACCAGCGCUGCAGUAUCCGAGCCUGUUUGGCUCGAUCGCAUUGUUCAAGCGGUAUCCGUAUCUGCUUCCCUGCAUUGUCAACGGCGCUCUUGCUACGCUUGCGGCAGUGAUGAACAUAUUCUGGCUGAAGGAGACGUAUCCCGCAAGGAAAGACGACGAGCCCACUCCGCCAUCUCCCUCUAUUCGGGACGUCUUCCGCGCUCCAGGUAUGAUCCCAAUUCUCGUGCUCAUGAAUUUCAUGAUGCUCAUCGCCUUUGGCUUCCACGCUGCGAUGCCCGUGCUGUUCUUCACGCCCGUCGAGCUGGGCGGAUGGGGCUUCACUCCCGCCCAGAUCUCGUAUUACUUCGCCGCAGGGGGGGUAACCCAGUCCAUCUGGCUGCUGCUCGCCUUCCCGCCCAUGUACAGCCGGCUGGGCACCAAGUACCUGACGAGGCUGUGGACAUUCGUCCUCCCGUUCACGUACGGGUGCAUGAUCCUCCAGAACUGGGCACUCAGGCGGGGGGACGUGCCGCUGUUCGGGGUGCUGAUGGCGCUCCAGCUGCUGACAGCGACGGGAGCGCCGAUGGUCCCCACCGCCUUCCAGCUCGCACUGAACAACAUCCUUCUCUCCCCGCACGCGCUCGGCACCCUCUCCGGGCUCUCGCUUAGCCUCAGCUCGGCCAUCCGCUCGUUCGCGCCUCCAGCAUUCGCAAGCUUGUACGCCCUGGGUGUGAAGGAGCAGAUCAUGGCUGGCCAGCUGGGGGUCGUCGUGCCUGCAAUCUUGUCGGCAGUGCUCUUCGUGAUGUGCUGGAUUUGGUUGCCGGAGGGGGUGGAUGAGCGCAAGGAUACGGCUAAGAGUGGAAAAAAAGGAAAUAGACGCGGGGAGGCAUGA
This is a messenger RNA of Dacryopinax primogenitus, 1284 nucleotides long. Its product is annotated as MFS general substrate transporter. The record is from RefSeq and is a predicted model, not a curated record. Gene Ontology annotation, molecular function: transmembrane transporter activity. Bases 1 to 1284 code for a protein of 427 amino acids. The transcript has 7 exons. NCBI's taxonomy places the organism in Eukaryota, Fungi, Basidiomycota, Dacrymycetes, Dacrymycetales, Dacrymycetaceae. Gene Ontology annotation, biological process: transmembrane transport.